This is a messenger RNA of Fibroporia radiculosa, 1443 nucleotides long. RefSeq lists its product as uncharacterized. The record is from RefSeq and is a predicted model, not a curated record. Lineage: Eukaryota; Fungi; Basidiomycota; Agaricomycetes; Polyporales; Fibroporiaceae. The transcript has 6 exons. Bases 1 to 1443 code for a protein of 480 amino acids. Gene Ontology annotation, molecular function: coenzyme A diphosphatase activity.
AUGGCAGAUCUCCAGGAACCUUCGAUUAUUCCCCUCCUCUCGCGCGCCCUCCACCACAUCCGUUCAACUCCUCCCAGAAUCAUCGCUUCCCCCGCUACCCAACCACGGCGUGCUGCCGUCGCACUGAUCAUUCGCGUGUCUCCCCCCGCAUCAUACACCCCCGCCUCACCCACCCUUCCCCCACAGCUCCAGACAUCUUCCGCUUCCUCCCCGUCGUCUCUCACAGACUUUUUCCAGCUAGACUGGGUCAAUGCACCCGGCGCUAGACCCGAAAUCCUUUUCCUCCGCAGGGACAAACCCGAUGUCGGAGAUGCCUCCCAUAUGAGUGGUAGCAGCCCUCGCGCGAAAGAGGCGCAUGUUGCUUUCCCUGGCGGAAAAACCGAUCAAGGCGAUGAGGGUGGCAUGUACACUGCCAUGCGCCAAACAUGGGAAGAAAUUGGCCUUGACCUCGCCGAGUCAGCCUACACGCCCAUUGGCCAACUUGACGAUCGCGAGGUCACAACGUCGCUUGGAAAGCGUCUUCUCAUGAUCCUCUCGCCUUUUGUCUUCCUUCAGCUCGCUCCCCAGACGACACCUGUCGACCCGGCGCCAGGUACUACCCUUCACUGGGUCCCUCUCGCUGAACUACUCCCGCUUCCGAAUGCAGACAUACGAGAAAAGCGACCUCGGUGGUCCCAUGUGACCGUUGACGCGUCUUCGCGCCUUGCUCCCCGUCACUCAACUAUUCUACGCGUACUCAUGCGUGCCCUUAUUGGAAACAUGCAGUUUCCCGCAAUUAUUGUCUCCCCCUCUUCCUCUGCUUCAUCUUCAUUACUAUAUUCCAGUGACUCAGAGUCGGAGCGAAAUGUGAUCGAUGCAAAGCGUGCACAUGUGGAGAGCGGAUCAGCUUCCUCACUGAAGAGGCAGUCAUCGCUUAGCAAAUUGCGACGCCGAGCAAAUAGACAAGACGAGCAGCUGAAGUUGUGGGGUUUGUCGCUAGGUAUGACGCUUGACCUCCUUGCGCAUAUGGCUGUCCCUGCUUCUGCUGUCGUCCCCUCUGCGAUGACAGCGGCGGAGAGGAUGUCGAAAGGAAACACUGAAAAGCGAGCGGACACAGAGGCAGUGGUUAGUGCGAGUGCGUUGUUACCCCCUGAUGCGGAGUUGCUCGAGGUUUUGCGCAUGCCGGUCGUAGUGCCAAGCUUGACGAGCGUGUUCCCGCGAUUCUCAUAUCCUGAUGUGAACUUCUGGAUAUGGGUGUUCGGAAAGCGAUAUCGUGCCGUUAUGCGCGGGUGGGAGACUAGUGCGCGAGCGGGUGGUAUUAAUGAUAGACGGAUCAAUUGGACUGGCUCUGCACUGACGACGUUCUAUGCGGCGGUGCGCAAGGCGUUGGUCGUCGUGCUGGUCCUACGCGCCAUAGGAGUACUCGUAGGAGUAUUCCUCGGUUCAUGGAUCUUGUUUUGGUAA